Molecule: messenger RNA, 2673 nt
Organism: Drosophila grimshawi
Lineage: Eukaryota; Metazoa; Arthropoda; Insecta; Diptera; Drosophilidae
Product: GPI ethanolamine phosphate transferase 1
Exons: 2
Coding region: 11-2539 (842 amino acids)
Biological process (GO): GPI anchor biosynthetic process
Cellular component (GO): endoplasmic reticulum membrane
Molecular function (GO): mannose-ethanolamine phosphotransferase activity
Source: RefSeq, a predicted model, not a curated record
CAAAUUAAAAAUGUGUGGUUUUGGCUACGGCUAUGCAUUGGUUGUGCAACUGCUGCUGCUGUGCUCCGUCUACGUCAUCUACUUUCAAUCCACACUAAUGUCCGGCCUGAAGCCGCAACAGACGUUAUUGAAGCAACCACCAGCCAAUCGGCUUGUUGUUUUUCUUACUCACGGCCUGAGCGCCAAGUCAUUCUUUGAGUAUCGUUGCCGCAAUUUGCCGGACCUACGCAAGAUCUUCCUAAAGCAGGGACAGGUGGGCAUCAGCCAUUCCCCGGCAGUCACCACAUUCAGAUCUGCGCAAGUGAGUAUCUUUUCUGGUUGCUAUGAAGAUGCCUUGGCUCCUGUGCACGGCGUCGCCUUCGACACAAUCUUCAAUCGAAGCACGCGCAGCUAUGCCUGGGCCCCCGGCGAGUUGCUGCAAUACUUUCCGGCUAUCUAUAAAAUGAAAACGCUUCCCAAUGAAAUCUCGAACUGGGCUGAAGACUCCUCAAAGCUAGAUGAGUGGUCGUUUAAGGCAGUCGUUGAUUUUCUUGACAGCGAGGCGCCACAGCUGCAGCAUCUGAGGGGUCUGGUGUUUAUUAUCCAGCUGCUGGGCCUGCAAGUGUCAAAUGGAAUAAAAAUGUUUCAUGAGAACCUCAACUACACUCAACGAGGCAUUUGGACAACAUACAAACGUUUUUUGCAAGCCUUUCCGGAUCGACGUACAGCAUUUUUGCUAAUCUCUCAUCAUGGCAAGCCAGUGUGGGCCAGCAAAAGCAAACAAGAGCUGGAGACUCCUUUCUUGCUUUGGGGCGCUGGCGUCUCCAACAGCAAUUCCCGCCUUGGACGCACAUUUGUGGCUAAUGAGCAGCAGCAGCGCCUGCCGCUGCACGUCUUGGAGCCCGUCCAGUUGACACCUCUGAUGAGCGGCUUGUUGGGUCUGCCGCCGCCAGUUAACAAUCGUGGACAACAACCUGCGGGUCUACUCAACGCCAGCAGUCACGAGGCCCAUGCCAUGUACACCAAUAUGCUGCAGUUGCUCGAACAAGCGUUGCAAGCGCGGCGGCAUCAUCGACGUGGAUUCUUAAAUAACUUGAUGCCCAACUAUUGGAUGAACUGCGGACAACUGGAUAAGCUCAUUGCCACAGGGAAUUUAUUGUGGUAUCAGCGACGCUUUCUCUUGCUUAAGGAAUACAGUGAAGACGUUAUGCCCUUGUUGCUGCAGUGCAUCAUGUACUAUGAGCACUAUUAUCGCCGCAUCCUGUUGCUGGCCAGUGCUUUUGCUUACCUUGGCUGGCUGCAUCAGUUGCGCUGUUUGUCUGGCCAGGCAGGCAGGACUAGUAGCAGACAGUUGUUGUUGGCCAAGUCGCUGUUGCGUCUCUUAAUUCUUCUGAUUUUCGCUUUCGUGCUGCUGCAGCGUGUUUCUUGGUUAAAUAGUGGACUACUGCUGCUGCCCGGACUCAUUUGGACGAUGGCUCUGAAAACGCAUGAGAAGAGCGCCAAUAUCAUGUCUUGUCGCCAGCUGAUGUGGCCCAUUGUGCUGUCGUUAUGCUGCAUCGCUGUCUUCUUUGACCGCCGCUACAUCUCCUGCUGCUAUAUGGGAUUCACCUGCUAUAACAAUCGCUGCAUCUUUAUACAGCGGCGUUCGCUCAACUUCUACAUUUGGCUAAUGAUCGUCUGCUGCUUGACACUGGUUUGCUGGCUGCCAUGCUCACUGGGCUAUUGGCAGCGUAGUCUGCUCCUAGGCAACCUAAUCCUUACACUUGUACGCCCAUUUGUUUGUCGUACGCUGCACUUGGCCUGUGCCACGCACAGGCAGAGCUUGCUGUGCAAUGGACUCGUUCUGUUCAUGGCUGGACUGCAUUUGCUGUGCAGUUCGCAGCCUUGGAUGAUUCAUCUGAUUGCUCGUGCGUAUUUGUGCUAUGUGUUCUAUCCGCGCUCUCGACAGCAAGCAUUGGAGCUGAUUAUCUUCAAUCUGUGCACGCUGUACGCGAUGCUGUGCACAUCCUUCGAAUCAUUGGUCAUACAACUACUGGCCAUGGAACUGCAACUGGCUCUGCGCCUAAGGCAGGAGAAUGAAAUGGAGAUUAAUCAAAAGCAAACAAUGGCCAUGUACAUAUUCAUGUACAGCAUGUACUCCUUCUUUGUGAUUGGCGAGAUUGCAGCUGUGUAUAGAUUUUGUUAUUACAUAAGAAUUACGGGCUUUGGAUACUAUUCAAUGCUAAUCAAUGGGUUACUUAUUGCAUUGAAACUGCUGUUGCCGGUUCUCCUGCUGUUGUGCAUCAUUUGCGUUAACUGUGAGAUUGCUUGGCCGCAUCGCCGAGAGAUCUUCCAGAGGCUGCUCAUCAUGUGUAAUUUUAUGGCACUGAUAUUCCUGUUUCGAGUACGCGCUGAUGGUUCUUGGUGGGAAAUUAGGGAUCGCCUAAUCCAUCUUAUCGUUGUGCAAGUAUUGCCAUUUAUAUGCCUGCUGCUAAUUAAUCUGGCACACUUCAUGUUGGGAGACAGUGCAAAAGAUUUGUUGGAGCUACCUAAAUGGAACGAACGUCUGGUUAACAAAUAAAUAAAAUUAUUUUUAAAAAAAUUCCAGUAGCGGCUUAACAUAAUUGAAUCCAAAGAAAUGCGCGCUUAAAUUGUAUUAUUUUAGGACACUGUACCGCUGUACAUACCGCUGUUAGCGGUCUAUCGAAACUUACA